Messenger RNA from Acaromyces ingoldii, 535 nucleotides. RefSeq lists its product as hypothetical. The coding region runs from base 1 to 243 and encodes 80 amino acids. The transcript has 5 exons. NCBI's taxonomy places the organism in Eukaryota, Fungi, Basidiomycota, Exobasidiomycetes, Exobasidiales, Cryptobasidiaceae. Gene Ontology annotation, cellular component: endoplasmic reticulum. The record is from RefSeq and is a predicted model, not a curated record.
AUGGGGCGAGUCGACCGGCGCAUAUCCGAGGAGCUAGUGAACAUCAUGCCGACGGGCAAAGAUAUCCGCGCAAAGAACGAGAGAAACGCAAAGGCGGCGCGCGAGGGAAAGACAAAGCCGCGCAAGCCAUAUCAGGAGCGUGUCCUGGCAAAGAGGAGCCCCGUCGGCACUAUCGCCCUGAGUCUCAUCUGCUUUGUCGUCAUCGGAGGCGUCGUCUUUGAACUGGCCAGGCUUUUCCUUUGAGGACUCGACAAACAGGCUUUGUUCGCUUCAUUGGCCAUCCUUUUUUCUUUUGUUCUAUUUAUUCCUCAACAGAGGCGUCCUUUUUAAUCAACGAGAAAAAGAUCUGUCUACCUCUACAAAGACAAAUUCUCUCAAAUGUUGCGCCCAACCAGUCAAGCCGACGUCGAAGCCUCCGCAGAAGGAGUAGCAGCGGGGGCGGCGUUCGUGGCAGGGAGGGGCUUGUUGGCUGGGAAGGCCAAGACCUCCUUGAUGGAGUUGGAGUCGGUCAGGAACAUGACGAGCCGGUCGAUGC